Messenger RNA from Gastrolobium bilobum, 2351 nucleotides. Its product is annotated as cytochrome P450 86A8-like. Lineage: Eukaryota; Viridiplantae; Streptophyta; Magnoliopsida; Fabales; Fabaceae. Bases 476 to 2080 code for a protein of 534 amino acids. The transcript has 2 exons. The record is from RefSeq and is a predicted model, not a curated record. Gene Ontology annotation, molecular function: monooxygenase activity; oxidoreductase activity, acting on paired donors, with incorporation or reduction of molecular oxygen; heme binding.
UCUUCAUUGAUUAUCUGCCAGACUUGAACACCCUGUUGCGACUCCUGUAUAUUUUGGUGUAAGAAACAAAGAGAGAGAGAGAGAGAGAGAGAGAGAGAGAGAGAGAGAGGUGAGUAUGUUCUUCACCUUAAAAGGUCUCAACAACCCUUUCCGAAACAUUUAUAAUGGUGUUUAGUAAGAGUGAGAAACAUGUCUAUGAAACCAGUCUGGCCAUAAUAACUGCUUCACCUAUAAAUCUAUCUCUUCUCCCAUAAAACAUUAUCAUUGAUACUACACUACACUCACUAGUAUUACUCAACUCUUUUUCCUAACAUAACCUCUUCUUUCUUCACUUUUUUCUUCCCUCCAAGGAUUCUCCAUUUUCUCAAACUCAUACACACAAAACCCUUUUCAUGAAAAUGCUUCUCAGUCUGAUUUAUUCUUAAAGCUUUGAGUAUUUGAUUCUUCGUUUGACAACGUCUGUGCAAAUCAAAAAAUGGAAACUUGUACGGCUCUAUUGCUUUUAACGGCGAUCACAGCAUACUUACUAUGGUUUACGUUCAUCUCACGGUCUCUGAGAGGUCCACGUGUCUGGCCCUUAUUGGGCAGUCUCCCGGGCUUAAUCGAGAAUUGUGAACGCAUGCAUGACUGGAUCUGCGACAACCUCCGCGCGUGUGGCGGCACGUACCAGACCUGCAUCUGUGCAAUCCCUUUCCUAGCUAAGAAGCAGGGUCUCGUGACUGUCACGUGUGACCCGAGGAACUUGGAGCAUAUACUCAAAACCCGGUUCGACAAUUACCCCAAGGGUCCCACUUGGCAUGCUGUUUUUCAUGAUCUGUUGGGUGAUGGGAUCUUUAACUCUGAUGGUGACACGUGGCUGUUUCAGCGUAAGACUGCCGCACUGGAAUUCACCACCCGGACACUGCGGCAAGCCAUGGCUCGCUGGGUGACUCGAGCCAUCAAGGACCGGCUUUGCCUUAUCCUCAAGAAAGCCGAACUCGAAGCCGAGCCGGUUGAUUUACAAGACUUGAUGCUUCGGCUCACAUUUGACAACAUUUGUGGCUUGGCUUUUGGGAGGGACCCACAAACCUGUGCAUCGGGGUUGCCGGAGAAUGGCUUUGCCAUCGCAUUCGACCGAGCUACUGAAGCCUCGCUCCAACGGUUCAUAUUGCCGGAGGUGUUAUGGAAAAUGAAGAAAUGGCUUGGGCUUGGGCUUGAAGUCAGCUUGAGCCGAAGCCUUGUCCACGUGGACAAUCAUCUCUCAAGUGUUAUUGAGAAACGCAAGGUGGAAUUGCUGAGUCAGCAAAACGAUGGGACAACAUUACACGAUGACUUGUUGACUAGGUUUAUGAAGAAAAAGGAAUCUUAUUCUGAUAAGUUUCUUCAACAUGUGGCAUUAAAUUUCAUCCUAGCUGGACGUGACACGUCAUCAGUGGCGUUGAGCUGGUUUUUCUGGUUGGUGAUUCAGAAUCCAAGGGUGGAGGAGAAGAUCCUACGUGAGAUUUGCACGGUCUUGAUGGAAACACGUGGCGAUGACAUGGCUAAGUGGUUGGUUGAGCCAUUGGUGUUUGAGGAAGUUGACCGUUUGGUUUAUCUAAAGGCUGCAUUGUCUGAGACACUAAGGUUGUACCCUUCGGUGCCGGAGGAUUCAAAGCAUGUUGUUGCCGACGAUAUUUUGCCGGACGGCACGUUCGUGCCGGCCGGAUCAUCGGUGACGUAUUCGAUAUAUUCGGCGGGGAGGUUGAGAUCAACAUGGGGUGAGGAUUGCAUGGAGUUUAGGCCUGAAAGGUGGUUGUCAUUGGAUGGGAAAAAAUUCAUGAUGCAUGAUUCUUUCAAAUUUGUUGCAUUCAAUGCUGGUCCAAGGAUAUGUUUGGGGAAGGAUUUGGCAUACCUACAGAUGAAGUCCAUCGCCGCUGCGGUCCUGCUCCGCCACCGGCUUGUGGUGGUGCCUGGCCAUUUGGUAGAGCAAAAGAUGUCACUCACAUUGUUCAUGAAAAAUGGGCUGAAGGUAAAUGUGCAUGAAAGGGAUUUGAGGGGGAUUUUGAAAAGUAUACAAAAAGAAAAGGGAGAGUCUAUAGGUUUGAUUUGCAAUGGAAAUUGAGUUCACUGGAUGGAGCAGAGGCUAUUAGAGAUUUUAGCAUGUGGAUUCAAGUUCAAAGGAGGAUAAUUAGGCCAAUGGUGAUUUAACUUAAAGAACAAGAGAGAACAUAAUUUCCUUUAUAUAAGAAAAUAGGGUAUAUUCAUGGUAUGUUAUAAAUUUAUAAUUCAUAUGAGAAUUGUGUAUGGAUUUCUUUUUUUAUUUUUUUAUUUUCAUUUUAUGAUCGUGGGGUGGAUGAAUGCUUUAUCAAUCCAUCUCUUCCUUGUAGAAGAAU